AUGGCGAAGAAUUCAGCAGACUUUUGGCUGGAAGGACUUGUACCAGCUGUAUUCACUCCCUUUGAUCAGAAUGGGGAGCUUGAGUUAUCCAAAAUUGGUCCAUAUUGUGAAUACUUGUUGAAGAACAAUCUUAAAGCCAUAUAUGUGAAUGGAACUACGGGUGAAGGAAAAUCAUUAACAAAGGAUGAAAGGAAAAGAAUUCUAGAGGAGUGGAUUCGGGUUUCUAGGAGGAGGAUUAAAAUUGUUGCUCAUGUUGGUGUCCUCAACGUCAGAGAAAGCAAAGAACUAGCCAAGCAUGCAGAGGAAGCCGGCGCUGAUGCAUUAGCAUCACUUCCACCACUGUUCUUCAAACCUCAAAGUACAGACACUCUGAUAGAACACUGCAAAGCCAUAGCGGAUGUUGCGCCCCAUCUUCCGUUUUAUUACUAUCAUCUACCUAUCAUGACUGGAGUCGAGUUUAAUAUGGAAGACUUCAUACGUAGAGCAAAAGAGAAAAUACCGAAUUUAGCUGGGAUCAAGUUUUCAUCUAAAGAUUUGGUCGACAUGAUAGGUUGUGUGUUCCAAGAAAAGGUUAACGUUGUAUAUGGGUGCGACGAGCAACUUUUGGCGGGAUUGGUGACGGGAGCUCAUGGGGCCGUCGGUAGUACUCACAACUUCAUGCCACUGGUGUUUCAAAGAAUGAUAGAAUAUAUCAAAAAUGGUGAACUACAAAAAGCACGGGAGGAACAAAUGCGUGCUCAGCGGCUCUGUAGGGUCAUGUACAAAUAUGGUUCUUUGUUGGGAGGAAAUGUAGCAGCUUUGAAAUCUUUCAUGCCACUUGUAGGGCUUGAUUUGGGACCUCCACGCGAACCAAUGAGAGCUAUGACAGACAACGAAGCAAAGCAGUUCAGGAAAGAAAUUGAAGAUUUGGGGUUCUUUUCCUGGAACGCUGCAGUUAUUUCAUAAUUCAAAAUUUCUGCAUAGAAUAUAAUUAUAUAUAUUUAUACAUACCUCAAUA
Molecule: messenger RNA, 997 nt
Organism: Saccostrea echinata
Lineage: Eukaryota; Metazoa; Mollusca; Bivalvia; Ostreida; Ostreidae
Product: N-acetylneuraminate lyase B-like
Exons: 10
Coding region: 1-945 (314 amino acids)
Biological process (GO): N-acetylneuraminate catabolic process
Molecular function (GO): 4-hydroxy-tetrahydrodipicolinate synthase activity; N-acetylneuraminate lyase activity
Source: RefSeq, a predicted model, not a curated record